AUGUCUGAAUCAAACAAUACAUUUAUGCAUUUGGUCAGACCAAAUGUUAUAGCUCCAGCUGCUGGAUCUGCCAAUGGACCAGCUAAUGUUAAAAUUCAAACCCCAGCUAUUUUAACCAUUUUAGAAAUUAUAUCACAACAAAUUUUAAAUAAAAGAAUUAUUGGUACUUUAUUAGGGUCUCGAUCAGAUGAUGGAUUAGAAAUCGAAAUUAAAGAUGCCUUUAUGGUUCCAAUUAAUGAAACUGGUGAUUCUAUUGCUAUUGAAGAACAAGUUCAUAAAUCAUUAUAUCAAUUAUAUAAAAAAGCUCAUCCUAAAGAAUCAGUAUUGGGAUGGUUUGGAAGUUCUAAUAAAAUAGAUGAUAUUACUUCAUUAAUUCAUGAUUUUUAUUCAAAAGGUGUUGAUAGAGCUUUCCCAUAUCCUGCUGUUUAUUUAAAUGUUCAAUAUUUAACUCAAGAUAACAAAGUUACUAGUCCUACUUUUACUACUUAUAUUGCUGCUAGUGUUGGUAAACCAGCUAUUGCUGCUCAACAAGUUGGUUGGAAACAAGCUUCUACUCCAAAUAAUUCAUAUAUUUUCACUCCAAUUCCAAAUGAAAUCAUUGGUACUACCACCAUUAAUCAAAACAAUGAUGUUUCAUUCUUGAAUCAAAACUUGGAUUUAGUUAAAGAAAAUAUUCAAUCUGUAUUGAAAUUCAUUGAAAAUUCAUCAACUAAAAAUGGUGCUGAAUCAGAUGCUGAUUUAGAUAUUUUGAGAUUAUUAUCAAACAAUUUACUUAAUAAAUCUCCAUUUACUAAUCUUGCUGAUUCUUUCAAUAACCACAACCAAGAUUUGAUUAUGAUUGAAUACUUGAUUAGAGCUGUACAAGAUCAAAUUAGAUUAAGCGAAAAGUUAAGCGCCGCUUUUUAG
Molecule: messenger RNA, 906 nt
Organism: Candida tropicalis MYA-3404
Lineage: Eukaryota; Fungi; Ascomycota; Pichiomycetes; Serinales; Debaryomycetaceae
Exons: 1
Coding region: 1-906 (301 amino acids)
Biological process (GO): translational initiation
Cellular component (GO): eukaryotic translation initiation factor 3 complex, eIF3m
Molecular function (GO): translation initiation factor activity; metallopeptidase activity; translation initiation factor binding
Source: RefSeq, a predicted model, not a curated record